Teleopsis dalmanni is the source of this 1832-nucleotide messenger RNA. Its product is annotated as delta-1-pyrroline-5-carboxylate dehydrogenase, mitochondrial-like. The record is from RefSeq and is a predicted model, not a curated record. Gene Ontology annotation, molecular function: L-glutamate gamma-semialdehyde dehydrogenase (NAD+) activity. Bases 57 to 1805 code for a protein of 582 amino acids. Gene Ontology annotation, cellular component: mitochondrial matrix. The transcript has a single exon. NCBI's taxonomy places the organism in Eukaryota, Metazoa, Arthropoda, Insecta, Diptera, Diopsidae.
GGAUUUUAAAUAUAUUUCUGUAAAGUAACAAUUUAGUUCCACAAAACUUUCACAAAAUGUUGUCCAAUACAUUAAAAUUGUGUUUAGGCACAAAAAUUCUUUCCUCUUUGCAUUUACGAAAAGUAAGCUCAGUUGUGACUUCUGAGAAGUUUGAAGACGUUACUACUUACAACGAAACGCCAUUGGAUUAUACUGAGGACUCAAAAGAAUGGAACGAUUUAAAAAAAAUGCUUGAAACUGUUUCGUGCGCAUGUACAGAAAUUCCAAUUGUUAUCAAUGGAGAAGAACAUAAAACUAAAAAUGUACGUUACCAGGUAAUGCCUCAUAAUCACAAACUAAAGGUGGCCAAAUACUACCUUGCCGAUGGACCACUUAUAGAAAAGGCAAUUCAUGUUGCAACAAAGGCAUACUUUGACUGGAAUAGUAAAUCAUUUAGUGAUCGCAUUGCUAUUUGGGAAUGUGCUGCACAUAUGAUGGGAACCACUUUUCGUGCUGAUUUGGUGGCCAAUAUAAUGCUUGGACAAUCUAAAACUAUUGUUCAGGCUGAGCUCGAUACCGCCGAAUUGAUUGAUUUCACUCGUAUGAAUACACAUUUUAUUAAAAAAAUAAUGAGUUAUGAGCCAUUAACUGAUAAACCAGAAUGCGUGAAAAAUCAUGUCAAGUUUCAUGGAUUAGAGGGUUUCGUGGCCACAAUGAGUCCGUUCAAUUUUACCUCAAUUGCCGGUAAUCAAGCUUUUACACCAGCGCUUAUGGGUAGCUGCGUUGUUUGGAAACCUUCCGAACUAGCCAUGCUGUCAAACUAUCGUGUAUUCGAUAUUAUGCGACAAGCUGGUGUGCCAGAUGGUGUUGUUAAUUUUGUACCGGCUAAUGCAGAAAUUUUUGCAAAGAUUGCCACAUACAAUGAAAAUCUUGCCGCUAUCAAUUUUACUGGGAAACAACACCAUUUUAAUAAAUUUUAUAAGCAAGUGGCUAGUCAUAUUCGAUGGUAUAAGAACUAUCCACGCAUGAUUGGUGAAUGUUCCGGUAAAAAUUUUCACUUUGUACAUGUAUCAGCAGAUGUGGAAACAGUUGUGGCAGCCACCAUACGCUCAGCUUUUGAGUACAGUGGUCAGAAAAAUGCAGCAUGCUCGUGCCUAUUCGCUCCGGCAUCACUAUGGGAAUCAACACUCAAGUGUGCCUUAAUAGAGAAAACGCAGAAACUCAAGGUUGGUGAUGUUUUAGAUAGAAAGGCAUUCCUAUCUGCUGUUAUCAAUGACAAUUCAUUCCUGCGUUCGGCAAAGUAUAUAUAUGACGCAAAAAUGAAUAAAAAAUGCGAAGUUAUAGCUGGCGGAGAUUUUUCAAACGUGAACGGAUACUUCGUAGAACCAACCAUUGUUGUGGUUAAAGAUUUGACGGAACCGAUAUUCGUAGAUCAAAUAUUUGGACCAGUAUUAGCGGUUUAUGUAUACGAAGACGAUAAGUUGCAAGAGAUAAUUUGUCAUAUCAAUCGAUCUCCAUAUGGCUUAACUGGCUCUGUGUUUGCUAAAGAUGAAGAGUUUUUAAAACAAGCAGUGAACAGUUUUAAAUUAGUAGCAGGUAAUUUAAAUUUGAAUGAUAAGUCAACAGGAUCGCUUUGUGGUCAACAACCAUUUGGUGGAGCCAGAAGAUCAGGUACUAAUGAUAAACCAGGAGGACCACAUUAUAUACUACGUUGGACAAAUCAACAAAUUAUAAAGGAAACCUUUGUGCCCAUGACUGAGAUUUAUUAUCCUUCUAUGUUGGAUGGAGAAAAAACCGAAAAACCUGAAGAAACAUGUACAGACUAAUGUUUUUUUUGUAGCUUUCAUAUAUCU